AUGAAUUCGCUUCAGGCUGGUAGCGGCAUGAUGAAGGUUCCGAGUAAAGCGCUAAGGACUGUGCAAAUUAACGCAUCAGAAAUCACAAAUGGGAAAAAGUGGUUCGAACCCGACCUCUCUGCCUCUCAACUUCCCCUGUUCACGCUUGGGCAACCUGGCAGUAUCCCAGCCCUCGUGCUUCCUUCAGAUGACAUGGCUGCUGGGCACCUGAAGGGUGCUACAGCUGAACGUUUCUUACGUCUAUUGGAGCAAAGAUAA
Opisthorchis viverrini is the source of this 258-nucleotide messenger RNA. RefSeq lists its product as hypothetical. The record is from RefSeq and is a predicted model, not a curated record. NCBI's taxonomy places the organism in Eukaryota, Metazoa, Platyhelminthes, Trematoda, Opisthorchiida, Opisthorchiidae. Bases 1 to 258 code for a protein of 85 amino acids. The transcript is spliced from 3 exons.